AUGGCUUCCUCAAAUGAGUCUUCAGAUACUCAGACCGAAACACCAGGACCGCCUCAGAAACGUAAAAUUCCGCCAUGGCUAAACCACUUCAACACACAUGACCUGAAGGUCUUCUUCCGGUGCUGGAUCGCAAUCUGGGCCAUGAUGCUCCUCGUCUUCAUUCAUCCAGCGCUCACAAACCUCGGCCAGGCCACUUUCCUCGGAGCAAUUCUGCUCUUUGCCGUACCACCCGCCAGUAUCGUCUUCAUCUACCUCCUCGGUGCAUUGUCGCUUCUGCUCGGCAUGUGCUUGGCCUGGUGCUGGGGCCUUUUGACAAUGAAGGCAGCAUUCGCGACGAGGCCGGCGGCUGAAACGCAGGCUUUACUACAGCAGUUGAAAAGACAAGCAGUGCAGAGUGCACAGCGAACAGGACAGCCGGCAGCUUGGGAGGCGCAGAUUUUGAUCCAUGAUGGAUUUUUGCUCGAUGCGAGAAUCACGGCGGUAUUCUUCAGUAUGGGGUGCCUCUUUAUCUACGCAUUGGCGAGGUUGCGUUGUGCGAAUCCGAAAACAGUCGUCCUCCAAAUCUUUGGUACCAUCGUUACGGACAUAUUCCUCCUCUUUGGCCCUUCAAUCCCAACCUUCAAAGGCGAUAUCGCAUCAGUUUUGGUGAAACCUGGCGCUGUCGGAAUUGGAAUUGGAUUGGUGUGUUGCCUCUUCUUAUUCCCUCACUCAACGUCCCAUGUGGUUCUUAGCGGUCUCGAAAGGCUGAUUCGUAUGUCGAACCAAGGAAUUGUGGCAACAAGAAAAGGUCUUCAAGGUGUCAGUAGCCCAGUGGCUGAACUUCAAGGAAGCAGAACUGGGUUGAUUUCAGCCUUCAAAGCAGGACAACCAGCCAUCGCAUUUCUCCCUCUUGACUUUUCACGCGGUUUGUGGGGCGCAGACGAUAUUAAGGGUCUACACGAACGUGUCAGAAGAGUCAUGUAUACCAGCCUUUAUCUUAUCGACUUCCAGAUAGGUCGAGUGCGUGGACGGGAGAAAGAAGAUGAGCACAGAAAGGCUGAAGCUGAAGGUCGUCUUGAACCCGUGGGCGAGCAGGAGAAGUACCAUAUCGGUCGUCGGCAGAGACAAGAGACCGUGACGCUUAUGAGUGCUUUCGAAAGACCCGAGGCAUCGGAGUUGCGAUCCAAGACGAGGGAUACACUGUUGGAGACGACAGCUGAAGUCGCUGAGAUUGGGCGCCAGGCAGUCAAUCUUGCGGCUGAUUACGUUCAGGCUGUCAACUCUUGUCGCUGGUUUAGAAAGACCUCACCUGAACGCUUCGCUGAGUUGAAAAACAGCCUUCGCGAUCUGAUAGAACGAUCGCGAAUAGCUAGAGAGGCAUGCGCUGUCAACACGACAAAGGGUGUUCUCGAAGCCCACGCAGAGGUGUUCGACGCCAAUGGCAAGCUGAAACCUAUACAAGGAAUUGAUAGGCCAUUCCUACCGAGUAUGGUCAUUGCAAUGGUUGUCGAGGAACGCAUUCUCAGUUGGGCAACUUCUGUUGAGAAACUUCUUGAGUACAUUCUUAGCCUUUCAGAGAAACGCACCCGUGGUCGCAUAUGGGUUCCCUCCCGCCUGCAAUAUGCCAUUUCCUGGCUAUUCCACGGUCAGCUCACCUAUCCUGGUCACGAUAUCGCAGCGGAGGAAGAUCCAGACAAAUUAAUGGAGGCCGAUACAUUUGACGAGGAAACCAAAGAAACAAAAAGACGACUCGAGGUUGGUAGAGGUUACAAAGGAUAUUCAGCAAGACGGAACAAAUUUAGCCGGGUGCUCAUGGCAACCUACAACUGGCUCACCAAUCCAGCUGGUAUGUAUGCCCUAAGAAUGGUAGUCGUUACAGUGGCGACAGGAAUACCAGCUGUCAUCCCAAGUAGUGCAGGCUUUUUCUACCGAGAAAAGGGUAUCUGGGCUGUUAUCAGUGCCCAAACGGUGCUUCUCGUAUACUUGGCCGAUUUCACCUUUUCCCUUAUUUCUCGGACAAUUGGAACCAUCGUUGGAGGUCUCAUCGGUAUGGUCACUUGGUAUGUCGGCGCAGGCAGUGGUAUCGGCAAUCCAUACGGCAUGGCAGCAGCCACGGGUGUUGCAAUUGUUCCUCUUCUUUGGUGGCGCCUCUAUCUCCCUCCGUCAUUCCAGUUCGCUACUAUCAUGGCCGGUGCAACCUUCGCCCUGGUCAUUGGGUUCAGCUGGGAUCAUGAUCACAUAGUGCAGUAUGGUCUACCAGGGAAAGGCUACGAAGCAUUCUGGAAGCGCGUUGUCACCGUUCUACUUGGCUUCGUAGCAGCGUUCAUUGUGCAGCUAUUCCCGAGUCCGCCGUCCGGGACGACACACGUAUGCAACACACUUGCGAACUCUGUGCGCAGCUUAUCAGAUCACUAUGCCCUGCUGAUAUCACAUUGGGGGCGUACUGAUAAGAACAGAGCUUUAGCUUCCGUCGCCGAAAAUGUCUCUAUCGAAGUCGCGGAGGUUCUACUUGCUUUAAGCCCAUCUAUUGCCCUGCUGAAAGGCGAGCUGAGCUUCGGACCAUUUGAUCAACAAGUUCUCCAUCGCACCAAAGAACAGUGCCAGUUCAUGAACCAGGCGUUGGGUGGUCUUCUGAACCUCGCAUCGACACUACCAAAGGAGCUUCAAGACCGUCUUACCCAUGUCGCAGGUAUUCUAGAUGACCGGUCCAUUGGUGACAUCAUGGCCGUUCUCGCCGUUAUCGAACAGGCAUUGCGGACAGGUUCUCCUCUCCCCGAGCGCUUACCAGCACCACUGAUACGACGAGCAAUGGAUCUGGUAGAAUCUCAGAGUAACGAUAUCAUCUUGACUGCGAAGCUAGUACAGGAUGAGGACCAUCGACGCUACUGUGUGGCUGUGACUUUAUAUCUCAAGUUCUUGGGCAGCAUUGAUGAUUUGCUAAUUGUGUUGAAGGAGGCUUUGGGUGAGAGGCAUAUCAUAUACCAGUGGAGCGAUGUCAAGGACAUUGCAUAG
Fusarium pseudograminearum CS3096 is the source of this 2991-nucleotide messenger RNA. RefSeq lists its product as uncharacterized. The record is from RefSeq and is a predicted model, not a curated record. The transcript has a single exon. NCBI's taxonomy places the organism in Eukaryota, Fungi, Ascomycota, Sordariomycetes, Hypocreales, Nectriaceae. Bases 1 to 2991 code for a protein of 996 amino acids.